Molecule: messenger RNA, 1206 nt
Organism: Acinonyx jubatus (cheetah)
Lineage: Eukaryota; Metazoa; Chordata; Mammalia; Carnivora; Felidae
Gene: EIF3I
Product: eukaryotic translation initiation factor 3 subunit I
Exons: 11
Coding region: 16-1113 (365 amino acids)
Biological process (GO): cytoplasmic translational initiation
Cellular component (GO): eukaryotic translation initiation factor 3 complex, eIF3m; cytoplasm
Molecular function (GO): RNA binding; translation initiation factor activity; protein binding
Source: RefSeq, a predicted model, not a curated record
CCUAGAGAUGCCGCCAUGGCGACGCCGCUCCCUGCCACUUCCGGGAGCGAAGGGGCGGAGACCCACAGUCCGGAAGUGGCGCUAAGCCCCUUCCGGUCCCACUCACGUUGCUGCUUUCCUUUCGUCAACGCAGGGAUGAAGCCGAUCCUGCUGCAGGGCCAUGAGCGGUCCAUUACGCAGAUUAAGUACAACCGCGAGGGAGACCUCCUCUUCACGGUGGCCAAGGACCCUAUCGUCAAUGUAUGGUACUCUGUGAACGGUGAGAGGCUGGGCACUUACAUGGGCCAUACUGGAGCUGUGUGGUGUGUGGAUGCCGACUGGGACACCAAACAUGUCCUCACUGGCUCAGCUGACAAUAGCUGUCGUCUCUGGGACUGUGAAACAGGGAAGCAGCUGGCCCUACUCAAGACCAAUUCAGCUGUCCGGACGUGUGGCUUUGACUUUGGGGGCAACAUCAUCAUGUUCUCCACGGACAAGCAGAUGGGCUAUCAGUGCUUUGUGAGCUUCUUUGACCUGCGGGAUCCAAGCCAGAUCGACAACAACGAGCCCUACAUGAAGAUCCCUUGCAACGAUUCCAAGAUCACCAGUGCCGUUUGGGGACCCCUGGGGGAGUGCAUCAUCGCGGGCCACGAGGGCGGAGAGCUCAACCAAUAUAGUGCCAAGUCUGGAGAGGUACUGGUGAAUGUUAAGGAGCACUCCCGACAGAUCAAUGACAUCCAGUUAUCCAGGGAUAUGACCAUGUUUGUCACUGCCUCCAAGGACAACACAGCCAAGCUCUUUGACUCCACAACUCUUGAACACCAGAAGACUUUCCGGACAGAACGUCCAGUCAACUCAGCUGCCCUCUCUCCCAACUAUGACCAUGUGGUGCUGGGUGGUGGUCAGGAAGCCAUGGAUGUAACCACCACCUCCACCAGGAUUGGCAAGUUUGAGGCCAGGUUCUUCCACUUGGCCUUUGAAGAAGAGUUUGGAAGAGUCAAGGGUCACUUCGGACCCAUCAACAGUGUUGCCUUCCAUCCCGAUGGCAAGAGCUACAGCAGUGGUGGUGAAGAUGGUUAUGUCCGCAUCCACUAUUUUGACCCACAGUACUUUGAGUUUGAGUUUGAGGCUUAAGAAGCUUGGAUCUCCAUCAAGACCGGGGAAGUUUCUGGGCCUGGACUCACAGAAAGUUUUGGACUCUGAGAAAUAAAUUAGUUUGGAAAUAAA